Molecule: messenger RNA, 3881 nt
Organism: Condylostylus longicornis
Lineage: Eukaryota; Metazoa; Arthropoda; Insecta; Diptera; Dolichopodidae
Gene: Myo61F
Product: unconventional myosin IC
Exons: 11
Coding region: 441-3518 (1025 amino acids)
Biological process (GO): actin filament organization; vesicle transport along actin filament
Cellular component (GO): actin cytoskeleton; cytoplasm; vesicle
Molecular function (GO): actin filament binding; microfilament motor activity; ATP binding
Source: RefSeq, a predicted model, not a curated record
UUUUGAAUGUUUGUUUGUAUCGGGUAUAGAGUAAAUAAAUUUCGUGUAUUUGGAAUUUCAAAUAGAAUCGGUUGAAUUUUCGUAUCCUUUAAUAAUUUCGAGUGUUCUGGAAAAAAAAAUCAAAUUAAAAAAGUGUCUUUUUUAGUUUGUUAAUAUUUUUUUGGAUAAAAUCUUUAUAAUUUACAAAAUUAUUAAAAAUUUUAUAGAAAAAAAUUAAAAAAAUAUUGAAAAAAAUUCAAAGUGUAUUUUAAAAAUAUUUUAAUUUUGUGUUUAGUUGAUUUAUUACUGGAGUAAUUGGUGAUUGCAAAAUUUUUUUAUAAUUUUUUUUUUUUGUGAACAGCAAAAAAAUUUUUGUUGAAAGUUCAUCCUUUUGAAAUCAGACGGUUUCAAAAAAAAAAUUUUAAUUUGUAAUAAAAAGCUGGAUUCCAUCACAAUUAAGUAUGGAACGGGGACUACACGAUCGUGAUCGAGUGGGUGUUCAAGAUUUUGUUCUACUUGAAAAUUAUCAAAGUGAAGAUGCUUUCAUUGAUAAUCUUAAAAAGAGAUUUAAUGAGAAUUUAAUUUAUACUUAUAUUGGUCAAGUAUUGAUAUCAGUUAAUCCAUAUAAAGAACUUCCAAUUUAUACAGAACAGCAUAUUAAAGAAUAUGCUAGAAAACAUUUUUUUGAGGUGCCACCACACAUAUUUGCAAUCAGCGAAAAUGCUUAUAGAUCAUUAAUGGAAGAGAAUAGAGGCCAAUGUAUAUUAAUUUCAGGUGAAAGUGGUUCUGGUAAAACUGAAGCAUCUAAAAAAGUUCUUCAAUAUAUAGCAGCAGCUUCAAAUCAUCAAGCUACUUUAGAAGUUGUUAAAGAUAAACUUGUUCAAAGUAAUCCGGUAUUAGAAGCAUUUGGUAAUGCUAAAACAAAUCGUAAUGAUAAUAGUUCAAGAUUUGGUAAAUAUAUGGAUGUAACAUUUGAUUUUACUGGUGCUCCAUUGGGUGGUGAUAUUUUAAAUUAUUUAUUGGAAAAAUCUAGAGUUGUUAAUCAAACGUCUGGUGAAAGAAACUUUCAUAUUUUCUAUCAAUUGCUUGCUGGUGCAAAUGAUGAUUUGAUUAGAGAAUUGAAAUUGGAAAGAAAAUUUGAGAAAUAUAAUUAUUUAACUGAUGGAGCAAAAGGAAAUGUGCCAAGUAUUAAUGAUAAUGGAAAUUUUAAAAUGAUUAAAAAAGCAAUGGAUAUUAUUGAUUUUGAAGAGGAAGAACAAAAAGAUAUAUUUAGUAUUGUUGCUAGUGUUUUACAUCUUGGUAAUGUACAAUUUACUAAUGUUGAAGGUAAAGCCAAAGUAACAACACCAGACUGUGUUGCAACUACUGCUGAGUUGUUAAAUUGCAGUAAAGAAGAAUUAUCAGCUGCUCUUACACAUAGAACAAUUGAUGCACGUGGAGAUGUUGUAACUUCACCUUUAAAUCAAGAAAUGGCAAUUUAUGCUCGUGAUGCUUUAGCUAAAGCUGUUUAUGAUCGUCUAUUUUCAUGGCUUGUCGAACGCAUCAAUAAAUCACUUAAAUCUCAUGAUCCAAAAGGAAAAUUUUCAAAUGUUAUGGGUAUUUUAGAUAUUUAUGGAUUUGAAAUUUUUCAACGUAAUAGCUUUGAACAAUUCUGUAUCAAUUUUUGUAAUGAAAAACUUCAACAACUUUUUAUUGAAUUAACAUUAAGAUCCGAACAAGAAGAAUAUGAAAGAGAAGGAAUUGAAUGGAUUCCAGUAGAAUAUUUUGAUAAUAAAGUUAUUUGUAAUUUGAUUGAAGAGAAACACAAAGGUAUAAUAUCGAUUUUGGAUGAAGAGUGUUUAAGGCCAGGUGAUCCAACAGAUAAAACUUUCCUUUCAAAAUUAAAUGAUUGUUUGGGUGAUCAUCCUCAUUUUAUAUCACACCAGAAAGCCAGUACAGCUAUUCAAAAAACGAUGAGUAGAGAAGAUUUUCGUUUAGUUCAUUAUGCUGGCGAUGUUACUUAUAAUAGUGCUGGAUUUUUGGAUAAAAAUAAUGAUUUGCUAUUUAGAGAUUUGAAAGAAACAAUGAUAAAUUCCAAGCAUAAGAUUAUAAAUGAUUGUUUUGGUAGCAAGGAAUUGAAUAGCAAAAAGAGACCAGAAACUGCUGUUACACAAUUUAGAAAUUCUUUGAAUAAUUUAAUGGAAAUAUUGAUGUGCAAAGAGCCAUCAUAUAUUCGUUGUAUUAAGCCUAAUGAUUUACAAACACCUGGCGUGUUUAAAGAUGAUUUAGUUUUGCAUCAAGUUAAAUAUUUGGGUUUAAUGGAAAAUUUAAGGGUACGAAGAGCUGGUUUCGCUUACCGAAGGACUUACGAUAUGUUUUUGCAACGUUACAAAUGCCUUAGUAAAGAAACAUGGCCCCAUUAUAUGGGCUCAUCAAAAGAUGGAGUCCAAAUAUUGGCACAUGCUUUGAAAUAUAACAGUGACGAUUAUCGUAUGGGAAAAACAAAAAUUUUCAUUCGGUUUCCUAAAACUUUAUUUGAUACUGAAGAUGCAUUCCAAGCUAAGAAACACGAUUUGGCUACUAUAAUUCAGUCACGCUGGAAGGGACGUCAACAAAGAAUUUGGUAUCAAAAAUUCCGUGCCAAUGUAAUUGCUGUUCAGACAUAUUGCCGUCGUUAUUUAGCCAUUCAAGAACUCAAACGUAGACGUGUUGCAGUAAGAAAAAUACGUGAUUUCAUUAAAGGUUUCACAACAAGAAAUGAUCCUCCAAAUGGGUUAAAUGAUGCUUUUAUAGCUAAUUCAAAACGUAUGUGGUUAAUGCGUCUUUCACGUAGUUUACCGAAAACAGUACUUGAUCGUAGCUGGCCAGUAGCACCAACACAUUGUCAAGAAGCUUCCAAACACUUACACAGAAUGCAUCGUUUACAUUUGUCACGUGUUUAUAGAUUGGCAUUGAGUAAACCAAAGAAAAAACAGCUUGAAUUGAAAGUUUUGUCUGAAGAUACUUUCAAAGGAAAAAAGAAAAGUUAUCCCCUUACUAUUGGACCUUGGUUUAUUGAUGAUCGUAUACCUAAAGAAAGUACUACACAAGUACAAAAUUUUGCACAAGCAAAUUUUGGACCAGAAAGUUUAAAAUAUGCUACAACUUGUGUAAAAUUUGAUCGACAUGGUUAUAAACCAAGAGAACGUAUUGCACUAUUAACUGAAAAGGCCUUAUAUGUUCUAGAUGGAAAGACAUAUAAACAGAAACAUCGACUUCCAUUGGAUAAAAUUGAUUUUAAUGUUACAAAUCAUACUGAUAAUUUAUUAUUAGUUCGGAUUCCAGCUGAAUUAAAAAAAGAUAAGGGUGAUUUAAUUUUAGAGAUUCCUAAUGUAAUUGAAUUUUGCAUUUAUGUUUUGGACACCAUUAAAAAUUCCAAAAUAUUAAAUAUAGUAGAUACAACAUCAUUACAACAUAACCUAGUCAAAGGAAAAGCUGGUACAAUUGACAUUCAAACUGGUUCAGCUCCUAGUAUUACAAAAGCUAAAAGCGGUCAUUUACUAGUUACCGCAGCCCAAUGAUUCUUUUUCCAUCAAUUUCAUUGCAGAGUAUUAGAAACCCGUUUUAAUCUUAUAAUAAAAUUCAAUUUUUGGCCUUCAUGAAGAAAUAUCAUUUAAUAAGCAUCCGAAAGCUUCAAAAACCUUUGGAAAUUGUUAGAAAUAUAUUUAAUAGAGAUGAAAUUUUAUAUACAACCUGUUGUAAAUUAAAAAUUUUUAAAUUUAUUUAAAUUCAACGUGAAUUAAUUGAUUAUUUUAAUUACUUAUGUUUUACUUAAUAUAUACAAUUAUGAAUAUAUAUUUAAUUUUUAUCUAAUAAUUUACAUGUAUGUACAGAUUUAUGCACAAUUUUAUUGUUUAAAAAAAAGAAAGAAAAUAAGUUGCAAA